This is a messenger RNA of Strongylocentrotus purpuratus (purple sea urchin), 2262 nucleotides long. RefSeq lists its product as uncharacterized. Lineage: Eukaryota; Metazoa; Echinodermata; Echinoidea; Camarodonta; Strongylocentrotidae. Bases 10 to 2262 code for a protein of 750 amino acids. The transcript has 4 exons. The record is from RefSeq and is a predicted model, not a curated record.
UCUUACACCAUGGGUGGAUUCUGCUUUCUCUACCUGCUCCUGAUCCUCUUGAUGAGAUCUGGUGAUGUUGAAACCAAUCCAGGUCCUAACACUGCAGAAAGUACUGUCAGUGAAAUGGAGUUCCUGAAGCUGGCCCAGGAUAUCGAUCCAUCUUACUACUACAAUGUAGGGAUAUCUCUAGGGUUCUCCCAUGCUCAGCUUAAGGCAAACCUGAUUGAGAAUUCGAAGAACUUCAAAGAUGCCUUUAUGGAUGUCUUUAUGAAAUGGAAUGUCAAGCAGCAACCUCCACACUCAAACAAACGACAGCUUUUGGCAGACAAACUACAAGAGAUUGACUUGGGUGGCCUAUCAGACGGAUUACUUGAUGGACCUCCAUUUCCAAAGAUCACAGGAGGGCCAUCAAGACCGUCAGAAUCACAGUCCAAACAACUUUCUCCUGAACUGGUUGAGCAGUGUGCAAAUGAUUUCAAGUUCAAUUACAGGUCAACUCUCUGUAAGAUCAGAGCUGAUCCUCUCAAGCCUUCUUCACUUGUGGGUUUUGAAAAACUACACACAAAUCUUGUAUUGGAAGAAGAGGAUGGAACUGGCAAGCAAAUAAUAGAUUACAACAAUUUUAUUGAUCUCAAAGUCAAUGGAGAGUUCCCCAAGCGGAUCUUGGUUCAGGGAGAGGCAGGGGCUGGAAAAACUACAUUUUGUGCUAAGAUUGCCUGGGACUGGAUUGAAGGGAGGCAUUUCAGUCACUUUGUGUGGGUCUUGAUCGUUCCUCUACGUAAAUUUAAGCAACACACUAUUGGCGAGAUUGCAAAGUCUUAUCUGGCCAAAAACAAUCCAGCAAAGGUUUCUCAGAUAACUGAGUAUAUCCGGUCAAAUCCUAACAAGGUAUUUAUCGCAUUAGAUGGGCUAGACGAAUUAAGUGGCAAAUUCAUGAAGACAAAAUCUUGCGAAUCACAACCUUCUUAUCAUAUGCAACCUCAGCCAUCACAGCAAAGUGUCACCCUCUCAGAGGCAUGUCGAAGCUCAUCUGAGACUGAUGACAUUGGACUUGAAGAUAUUCUUUGUUCAGAUCAACUUGCCUCUUGCCCAGUCUUGGUGACCACUCGCCCAUGGAGAGCAGUAGAGAUUAGAUCAGAUGGUGAUCUAAUGAAGCUCUACACAUUCAUUCAUGUUGAGGGUUUCAACAGAGAGAAUUUGUCAGUUUACAUUCACAAAUACUUUCCAAAGGAUGAGGAUAAAGCAAAUCGGCUUAUCCAGUUCAUCAGUGAGAAUGAUGUCAUAUCUGAAAACAUGGCCCACUUUCCUAUAUAUGUAGCCAUGUUGUGUCUUAUGUGGAAAGAACGUGACAAGCAAAAACUAAAGGAAAUGAAAUCAUUGAAAACCUUUUCUCAGAUUUUCAAAGAAAUGAUUGCCUUUCUAAAAGAACAUUAUGCUCAGAAAGAGGUGAAUAAAGUAGGCAGCUCGUCACUUAUUGCCUAUUUGAAAGAUAUUGAGGAGCUCCUUGGACCUAUUGCCAAACAGGCCCUCAAUGGUCUGCUAGAAAAUACAUUGGUUUUCGGUGAAGAUGAUUUCGAAGUAUGCCCAGAAUCCAAGGACACUGCUUGCAGGGUCGGGAUUUUGUCUCAGGAGGACAGAAUUACUGCUGACACGGAUACACAUGAGAGGAAUUCUCAUGUGCAAUUGCCAGUUUUCUUCCCUCACAAACUGUUUCAGGAGUACAUGGCUGGAGUCCAUCUUGCUUCCCUAUAUGAGUCAGAUCGUGAUGAAUUCAACAGGCUGAUUGAUCAAAUAGUGCUGCCAAAGGAGGAGGAGUUUAAGUAUCUCCUGUACUUCACUGUGUCACAGAACAAAAGUAUUGCAACCUAUGUAAUUAACUCUAUGCUUCAAGAACUAUCGGUAAAGGCUUCUAAGAUAGAGAUAGAUUUCAUUGUUGAUGUAGCUUUUGAGAGUCAGGACCCAGAUGUUGCAGCCUUGGUGAAGGACAGGGUUUCUUCAUUGAAUAUUGAGGUGGCCAUAUCCCCAUACACGACAGCACACACUGUAGCUGGUUAUGCUUUCAUUGGACCACAUGUGGUUGAACUCGGUAGAGAGAGAGAUUGUGGACCUACCAUGUCACUUGAUGUGGCAGACAUAAUAUCAUGCUCCAUGCCAUCCUUGAAGAAAGCUUCUCUAUCAGGUGCAUUCCAUCAGUGUUUUUUUGAAACACUUGCAAGGAAAGAAAGAGAAUCAAAGGUGAGCAGUUCAUCCACAAUUGUGAUGCAUGUAUGA